Messenger RNA from Colletotrichum acutatum, 1386 nucleotides. Its product is annotated as major facilitator superfamily domain-containing protein. The record is from RefSeq and is a predicted model, not a curated record. NCBI's taxonomy places the organism in Eukaryota, Fungi, Ascomycota, Sordariomycetes, Glomerellales, Glomerellaceae. The coding region runs from base 1 to 1386 and encodes 461 amino acids. Gene Ontology annotation, biological process: transmembrane transport. Gene Ontology annotation, molecular function: transmembrane transporter activity. The transcript is spliced from 6 exons. Gene Ontology annotation, cellular component: membrane.
AUGGCAAGCAUCAUUGCAACCGCAGCUGCACCAGUCAGUGCACCGGCUGAGAUUCAGCCUGUGUCGAACUAUCCUCAGCACGAUGAAGAAAAGGCUAGUCAGGCAAGUUCGAAUGGGGAGCAUGGAACGAGUAACGACAACCCAUCUACCGUUUCCGACAACGUUCACGCCGUGCAACGAUGGAACUCACCCCCUAUCAACGCGUAUCGAACCGCUGCAACAUUCUGGUCAUUUGUUGUAGUAGGAAUGAACGACGGCUCCUAUGGUGCCUUGGUUCCCUUGCUGGAAACUUAUUAUGAUCUGAACCAUACCGUCGUUUCCCUGAUCUUUCUUUCCCCCUUUGUGGGAUAUGCCAUUGCAUCUGCAGUGAACAAUCUUAUGCAUGUUCACUUUGGCCAGAGAGGUGUAGCAUGUAUUGCUCCCUUGUGCCAUUUGGUUCCGUAUCUAACUUUCUCGUUCCACCCGCCCUAUCCUGUUCUCGUUGCCGUUUUUGUCCUGGUAGGCAUGGGAAAUGGCUUAGCAGACGCUGCUUGGUGUUCCUUCAUAGGGCAAAUGGCGAACUCGCAUGAAAUGUCGGGCAUUUUGCAGGCCUGCUACGCUCUUGGGGCCACCAUAGCUCCCCUCAUAGCUACUGCUCUCUCUGCGGAGGGCCAACCAGGCUGGUUUGCGUUCUACUACGUUAUGACGGCGGCCUCGGUAGUUGAACUUGUUACUUUGACUGCUACAUUUUGGACUCAGACAGGCGCUGUGUACCUACUCGAGAACCCCACCGAGUCUGGAGGCAAGUCAGGCCGGACCCGUCAAGCUUUGAAGAAUAAACUAUCGUGGAUUUUCGCAUUCUUUGUCUUCGGGUACUGCGGUGCUGAAGUUGCUCUCGGCGGAUGGAUCGUUGUCUUCAUGACUCGCAUCCGCGGCGCCACCUCGGUCACCGGCGGAGCAGUAGCAACCGGCUUCUGGGGUGGCAUGACGGCUGGCCGUCUCUUUCUGUCUUUGGUCACGAUUCGCCUUGGAGAAUUCUGGGCCAUGUUCCUUUACCUCGGUGUAACUAUAGCGCUCGAACUCAUCUUCUGGCUGGUGCCCAACCUGGUCGUGAGCGCAGUGGCAGCAGCACUGAUUGGUGUGGCUAUGGGUCCAAUGUAUCCGGUGGCAGUGGUUCUCAUCACUAAAGUCAUGCCUCGCUCACUUCAUGUCGGCACCAUUGGGUUUGCCGCCGCUUUUGGUGGAUCAGGCGGAGCUAUCUUGCCAUUUGCCGUUGGCGCUAUUGCACAGGCAAAAGGUGUGCAAACCCUUCAACCAAUUGUGCUUGCCACCUGUGUCGUUCUCGGCCUUUUGUGGGUAUUACUUCCUCGUCAUCCAAGACAAAACAAGGAUACCGGCUCCUCCUAG